AUGUCCGCGAAAGCCUCUGGCUCGAAUGCGCAGCCGAACGGCGACACAAAACACAGACAGCACACAGAUGGCAGUGAGACGAGGUCUUUUACACCUGAACAGAAAGCCGAAGUUAUUCGUAUACGAAAAUGUAGCCCGACGGCCUUCUACGAAAUCCUUGCCAUCGAAAAGACUUCCAGUGAUGGGCAAAUAAAAAAAGCAUAUCGCAAGAUAAGCCUCCUGACGCACCCGGACAAGAAUGGCUACGCCGGUGCAGACGAGGCUUUCAAGAUGGUGUCGAGGGCCUUCCAGAUAUUGUCAGACACUGACAAGAAGGCGAAAUACGACAGAUUUGGUGGCGAUCCAGAUAGCCGGUUUCCAAGUAGCAACUCGCAGUCAAGUUCUCCUUUUGGUGGUGGCUUUGCACGAUCGCCUGGAGCAGGCAUGGGAGGCCAAAACUUUUUCUAUGAGGACGAAAUAUCACCGGAGGAACUGUUCAACAGGUUUUUCGGUGGUGGCGGCGGCAUGGGAGGUGCCUUUCCAUUCGGCGCUGGCUUUGGGGGUCAACAGUUCGUGUUCAACAUGGGAGGAGGACCAGGCUUUCGAGUACAUCAGAUGGGAGGCGGCAUGCCACGAAGGAGACCGGCGGGUUCGGGUCAGACCGAGCAAGCGCCUCAAGGCCUCGCUGCAUUUACACAGCUUAUCCCGUUGUUGCUAAUAUUCAUACUACCUCUCCUGUCAUCAUUAUUCACAGGAGGGACCACAGCAGGCCCGAGCUUUCGUUUCGAUUCACCUCAACGACCAUAUACGAUGCACAGAGUUACGCCUAAUUACAAGGUCGACUAUUUCGUCAACCCCAAGGAUGUGGACGGAUACACAGACAAGAAGUUUAGAAAUUUGGAUAAAACGGCCGAGGUCGAAUACGUGACAACCUUGCAAUAUCAGUGUGAGCAUGAAUCGCAAAGGAAGCGGCAGGCUAUCGCUGACGCGACUGGUUUCUUCUUUACUGACGAAGCACAAUUGAGGGCGGCAAGGGCGAUGGCCAUGCCCGCCUGUGAACGCUUAGACGGAUUGAGGAGAAGAUAA
Messenger RNA from Lithohypha guttulata, 1065 nucleotides. RefSeq names its product Chaperone protein dnaJ. The transcript is spliced from 3 exons. Bases 1 to 1065 code for a protein of 354 amino acids. Gene Ontology annotation, molecular function: Hsp70 protein binding. Gene Ontology annotation, biological process: cellular response to misfolded protein. Lineage: Eukaryota; Fungi; Ascomycota; Eurotiomycetes; Chaetothyriales; Trichomeriaceae. Gene Ontology annotation, cellular component: endoplasmic reticulum membrane. The record is from RefSeq and is a predicted model, not a curated record.